Molecule: messenger RNA, 1971 nt
Organism: Musa acuminata subsp. malaccensis (wild Malaysian banana)
Lineage: Eukaryota; Viridiplantae; Streptophyta; Magnoliopsida; Zingiberales; Musaceae
Source: RefSeq, a predicted model, not a curated record
AUGAGGAGCCCGCGCGAACUCGCGGACCGCUCUAAAUACUGCCGUUUCCACCGACAGCCCGGUCACGACACCGAGUGUCGAGAAUUAAAAAGGCAAAUUGAGGAGCUCAUCCGCCGAGGGCACCUCGGCCCAUACCUCCGGCCAGAUAAGGAGCUUUCACCACGCCCGGAGGGUCCCAUCGAGCGGCACAUAGAUGUCAUAACCGGCGGGCCCGCGUCCGGAGGGAACUCCAUGGCGGGCGGAAAAGCACACGCCAAGGCCUCCCGAGCCGAAGCUUCCAAACAUGAAAAAGGACCCGAAGUCACCUUCCUGACCGGGGGACCUGGGCUAGCCGAACAUGAUGACGCGUUGGUGAUAUCAGCCAGAAUCGCCAACGCGCAAAUAAGAAGGAUCAUGGUCGACACCGGAAGCUCGGCCGAUAUACUUUAUUGGGACGCCUUCCAAAAGCUCGGCCUGGUCAAGGAGAGCAUGAAGCUGGUAUGCUCGACGCUCACGGGGUUCACCGGUGCCUCAAUCUCGUCACUAGGGGUUAUCACCCUGCCUCUAACUUUGGGAGUUUUCCCAAAGACAAAAACAGUUAUGACCUCCUUUCUGGUGGUCGACCUCCCCACGGCAUACAACGCCAUCCUCGGACGGCCAACCCUCAACAAGAUCCGUGCCGUCAUCUCAACUUACUACCAAACCAUCAAAUUCCCGACCCGCGAUGGGGUCGGAGAAGUAGCGGGGAACUCCUGGGAGUCCAGGCGCUGCUACUUGACUGCCGUGUCGCUAAACAAGAGAGCGAGGGUCCAAUCCCCGCUGGAAGACCCCCGGGAGGGAAAAAAACCGACUCCCCGCCCCGAGCCGAAGGAAUCAACCAUCGACUUGCCGCUGAUCAAAGGCAGACCCGACCAAACAGUCAAAAUCGGGUCGGGACUGCCCGAACAGGAGCAACGGCAGCUCGUCGACCUCCUGCAAGCCAACACCAACAUCUUCGCUUGGACGUCGUCUGACCUAGUAGGAGUCCACCCGGAAGUCGCGCUGCACCACCUAAACAUCUCGUCCGACGCCCGUCCGGUGAAACAAAGGCCCAGGCGGCAGGCCCCAGAUCGGCAACUGGCCAUCCGAGAAGAGUCUCAACAAUGCUUGCCCAAAAGAUUGCUACCCCCUACCGAAGAUCGACCAGCUAGUCGACGCCACAGCCGGCCACGCCCGUCUCUCGUUUAUGGAUGCCUUCUCCGGAUACAACCAAAUCAGGAUGGCACCCGAAGACCAAGAACACACAGCCUUCCUCACCGAACAAGGGGUAUAUUUUUAUAAAGUCAUGCCGUUCGGGUUGAAAAAUGCCGGGGCCACCUACCAGAGGACGGUGAACAGGAUGUUCGCCCGCCAGAUUGGACGAAACAUGGAGAUAUAUGUCGACGACAUGAUCGUGAAGAGCCGAACAGCGGAAGCUCAUCCUUCCGACCUGGCUGAAACAUUCGACACCCUGCGAAGGUUCGGCCUGCGCCUCAAUCCUGCCAAGUGCGCCUUUGGCGUAACCUCGGGGAAAUUCCUCGGAUUCAUCAUACACGAGAGAGGGAUUGACGCCAACCCGGAAAAGGUCCAGGCUAUUAUGGACAUGCAGCCCCCUCGGACGAUCAGAGACCUACAGCGCCUUAACGGGAGGCUGGUCUCCCUAUCACGUUUCCUUUCCCGAUCGGGAGAUCGCUGCCUCCCCUUCUUCAAGGCCCUGAAGGAUCCGAAGAACUUCCGAUGGACGACGGAAUGUGAGAGGGCCUUCGAGCAGAUGAAGCAACACCUGGCCAACCUCCCCCGACUCGCUUCAGUCUCCCCAGGGGAGAGAUUGAGUCUCUACCUCGCCGCCUCCCAGCAUACGGUCAGUUCGGUUUUGGUCAAGGAAAACUCCGGCGACCAACUGCCGGUCUACUAUGUCAGCCACAUGCUAAGCGGGCCAGAGGGACGCUACCCGCCAAUCGAAAAGCUGGCGCU